Molecule: messenger RNA, 645 nt
Organism: Peniophora sp. CBMAI 1063
Lineage: Eukaryota; Fungi; Basidiomycota; Agaricomycetes; Russulales; Peniophoraceae
Source: the annotation of a GenBank genome assembly
AUGGGCUACCCUCAGAUCCUCAAGCCUGCUCCGGAGUGGAGCGCUACCGUCGUCGAGGACGGCGAGUUCGUUGAGAAGAGCAGCAAGGACUACCUCGGCCAAUGGGUCAUCCUCUUCUUCUACCCCAUGGACUUCACCUUCGUCUGCCCGACCGAGAUCCUCGCCUUCAACGCUGCUCUCCCGGCCUUCAAGGCGCUCAACACCUCCGUCCUUGGUGUCUCGACCGACAGCAAGUUCACUCACUUCCAGUGGGCCACCACGCCCCGCUCGCUCGGCGGUCUCGGCCCGGAGGCCAACGGCCAGGGCGCGUCCCUUGCCGUCCCUCUCAUCGCGGACAAGAACCACAAGAUCUCGACUGACUACGGCUGCCUGCUCGAGGACGAGGGCUUCCCGCUCCGCGCGACCUACCUUAUCGACCCCAAGGGUAUCCUCCGCCAGUUCACCGUCAACGACACGCCCGUCGGUCGUAGCGUCGAGGAGACGAUCCGCCUGAUCAAGGCGUUCCAGUUCACCGAGGAGCAUGGCGAGGUCUGCCCUGCCGACUGGUCCGAGGGUGCCCUCACGAUCAAGGCUACCCCGUCCGACAAGCUCGCUUACUUCGGCGCGGUCGCCAACGGUAACGCCAACGCCAUGCCCACAGAUUGA